This is a messenger RNA of Aspergillus steynii IBT 23096, 3640 nucleotides long. RefSeq names its product ATP-dependent RNA helicase ECM16. The coding region runs from base 60 to 3605 and encodes 1181 amino acids. Lineage: Eukaryota; Fungi; Ascomycota; Eurotiomycetes; Eurotiales; Aspergillaceae. The record is from RefSeq and is a predicted model, not a curated record. The transcript is spliced from 2 exons. Gene Ontology annotation, cellular component: nucleolus; intracellular anatomical structure. Gene Ontology annotation, molecular function: RNA binding; ATP binding. Gene Ontology annotation, biological process: maturation of SSU-rRNA from tricistronic rRNA transcript (SSU-rRNA, 5.8S rRNA, LSU-rRNA).
CUGGAAUCUGCGGCUUUUGUCUUCGGCUAGAGACAGAGGUUUCUGGACUGCUUAUCACCAUGCCCAAAUUUGUACCCCGUCAGCGAAAGCAAAAGCACAAACAAAAUGCUGCAACGACGAGCACUCCGGUAGACACCAAUGCCGCGGAGGUAUUGCCCGCCUCAAAAAGCGACAAGGAAGCAAAGAGGCAGCAGCUGAGAGAUGAAUUGCGAUCACAACAUACCACCAUCUCCUCGAAGAAACAGAAGCGCUUGGACAAAUACAUUGAAAAUAAACUCAAGAAAGAAGAGAACCUCGAGCUACUCAAGAAACUUGCAAAAUCCAAGACCGACACCUCGGCAUUGCAGAGCUCUAAAGAACUGGGCAAACGCAAAAGACAUGAUGAGAACGACAGACCCUCGGCACCGACAGCUGCCCAUGAACGAGGUCCCCUGCUAGAGCAGUCAGACGAUGACUCUGAUGAUGGGCAACCCCCAUCCGGAGUAACAGACGCUGGAAAUAUCCCUAGACCGGCAGGGCCACUUGGUAGCGGUCUCAAACGUCCUCUUGAAUUAGGCCCAGAUGGUUUCCCGGUCCUCAAAAAGAGAAAGCAGGCCCCCAAAGCAAAACAGCCGGUAGUGGUUACGCAAGAGGUGCCAUGGGAAGGGUUUGGUUCCGAUGACGAGGAGGAUCAGGAUGAUGAAUCGGCAUCUGAUCCGGAUGAUGAGGAUGAGGAUGAGGACGAUAACUCCGAAGAGUCAGCGACAGAUGCCUCUGAGGAAGAUGAUAGUGAAGACGACGACGAUGAUGAAGAGGAUGAUGAUGAUGAUGAUGAAGAUGAUGAACCGAAGCCUCGUCAAUCUGCUUUCAAAUCCUGGGCAAGGCAGCAAAUCAAUGAAGCCGCCGGAUUUCAACCUACGACAGGUCCCAUUGUUCACGAGGAUGUACCAAUUCGCCCUGAAUCCGAAAAGCCUGCUCAGAAUUCCGUUUAUCAAGAGGAGCCGCUGCCCCCAGAGCUUCAGGUAACCCAGGGUAACCCGUACAGGAAGGCAUUCAGUGUUCCGGUCGAGCGUACGGAGGAAAUGCAGACUGCACGUUUGGGGCUACCGAUUGUGGGCGAAGAACAGAAAAUCAUGGAAGCAAUCUAUAACAAUUCUUCCAUUGUGAUAUGGGGAGCUACUGGUAGUGGAAAGACCACCCAGCUACCGCAAUUCCUGUUUGAGGCCGGUUUCGGAAACCCUGAUAGCCCCAACCCCGGCAUGAUUGCAGUGACACAGCCUCGAAGAGUUGCUGCUGUCAGUAUGGCGAAACGAGUUGGUGAUGAACUGGGUUCGUUUUCCGACCAGGUUUCUUACCAGAUUCGGUUCGAAAGCACCGUGUCCAAGAAGACGGCAAUCAAGUUCAUGACCGACGGUAUUCUUAUCCGAGAGAUUGCCGAAGACUUUUCUCUGAGCAAAUAUUCCAUCAUUGUGAUUGAUGAAGCCCACGAGCGGAGCGUUAAUACUGACAUUCUCAUCGGAAUGGUCAGCCGCAUAGUCGACCUGCGGAAAAACAUGAGCGAAGAGGACCCAACAGUGAAACCUCUCAAGCUUGUGGUUAUGUCGGCGACUCUGCGCAUCUCUGAUUUCACACAGAAUGCCAGUCUCUUCCGUCAGGGAGCACCGCCCCUGGUGCAGGCGGAGGGCCGACAGUACCCUGUCACCGUGCACUUUUCCAGGCGGACCCACCGCGAUUAUGUCGAGGAAGUGUUCCGAAAGGUCUCGAGGGGCCACCGGAAGCUGCCUCCUGGAGGUAUGCUGGUGUUUUUGACCGGACAGAACGAGAUCAGACACCUCUCAAAGCGCUUGAAACAGGCCUUCAAGCCUACACAACGGGGGGAGAUUGCUCAAGCCAAGGUCCAGCUCUCGGCGAAUGAUGCGCCACUGGAAGCGGAAGAUCUGGACAUAGGUGGAGCCGAUUUAUCUAACCCCGGGAAUGAGGAGGACGAUGACAGCGACAUUGAAAUUACCGGUCUGGAUGACUCGGAUAUAGAUGAAGGAUUUGAUAUGGAAGAGGAAGCGAUGGACGCGUCGACCCAGGUCCAUGUGUUGCCUUUGUAUUCGCAACUUCCCACGAAGGAGCAGCUGAAGGUUUUCGACCCUCCGCCAGAGAACUCGCGACUCAUUGUUCUGGCUACCAACGUAGCCGAGACCAGUCUUACAAUCCCGGGCAUCAAAUAUGUCUUCGAUUGCGGACGAGCCAAGGAAAAGCAGUACGAUCUGGCCACUGGAGUACAGAAGUUCCAAGUGGACUGGAUUAGCAAGGCCAGUGCGAACCAAAGAGCCGGACGAGCUGGUAGAACUGGACCGGGCCACUGCUAUCGACUCUACUCAUCUGCGGUGUAUGAAGGAGAAUUUGCCGAAUAUACCGAUCCGGAAAUUCUGCGGACGCCCAUCGAGGGAGUCGUCCUUCAAAUGAAGAGCAUGGGUCUUCACAACGUCAUCAACUUCCCUUUCCCAACCCCUCCAAGCCGUCAGGGAUUGGCAGCGGCCGAAAAGUUGCUGAAGAACCUCGGUGCGCUCUCCUCGCAAGGAAAGAUCACCCAGAUCGGAAAUCGUCUAUCCACCUAUCCGCUGUCUCCAAGAUUCGGCAAAAUGCUCCACAUCGGCCACCAACAUGGCUGUAUGCCCUAUGUCAUCGCACUGGUUGCCGCCUUGGCCGUUGGCGAUUUGUUCGUCCCCGAGAACCAGAUCGAUCCCACGCCUGCGAAGGACGACGACGAGCGCGGAAUCUACACGAACUCGGACCGACUGGAAGACACGGCCAGAGAGCAACGCCACAAGGACUACGCCAGAGCCCACCGUCUGUUCAGCAAGCACGACGACACCGCCGACGCCCUCAAAUACCUGUCCGCCAUCUGCGCGUACGGCUAUGCCUCCGAUGGGGACGCCUUCUGCGACAAGAUGUUCCUCCGCGCCAAGGCUUUCAAGGAAGCCACCCAGCUGCGCAGCCAACUGACCGACAUCGUACGAACCAACAACCCCGGUCUCAUCUCGGCGUACCAGCCCCGCGUCCCGGAGCCGUCAGACAAGCAAGUCAAGGCGCUCAAGCAGAUCAUCGCGGCCGGGUUCAUCGACAACGUGGCCAUCCGCGCCGACCUGGCCCCCGUGCCCCCUGAGAUGGACCGAAAGCCGAAACGAGCCAUCGACGUCCCGUACUUCACGCUCUUCAGCUCGCGCGACGGACCGGCAGUCGAGCUGCACGAGAAGGCGGUCUACGUGCACCCUUCGUCGCUGAUGGCCAACCUCUCGCCCAAGGAAAUGCCCCAGUACAUCAUCUACUCCCAUCUGCAGCAGUCGUCGCCGUCGAUGGUGUCUGAGCAGGCCUCUAAGAUCAGAAUGUAUCCUCUUGUCUCCCCGAGUGGCUUGCAACUCUCCGCUAUUGCGCAGGGAACGCCCCUGAUCGAAUACGGCAAGCCAAUUGGGAACAUCGAAGAGCUGGGUGGCGUCCCCCCUCGGCGCGCAUGCUGGGUGAUCCCAUCGCUGGUGGGCGAAUCCGGGCGCAUGGGAUGGCCGCUGCCGGCUAAGAAGGUGGUUCAGAAGAAAGACCCCAGGGAAGGAUGGGUGAUCGAGAAGCUGGGUGCUUAAGGUCCUGUAUAUAAGACAUGUAUGGUGUAUACCAG